This is a messenger RNA of Mesorhabditis spiculigera, 690 nucleotides long. The record is from the annotation of a GenBank genome assembly. NCBI's taxonomy places the organism in Eukaryota, Metazoa, Nematoda, Chromadorea, Rhabditida, Rhabditidae.
AUGGGAGGCGAGGUGAUAGCUAUGAUUUUUGAGGGUAUUAUAGCAAUGGCGGUAGUAUCAUUAAAUCUCUUCAUGGUUAUCGUGAUUCUACGAUUCCGAAUUUUACGUGAAGACGUCUCACUGUCACUACUGUUAUAUCUAUUAAUUUCUGAAGGCCUCUUUGCCGCCAUGAUGAUCGCCGUUUGCGUUUACCAAAUUAUCAUCUACCAGUCAGGACUUGAUACCGUAGUCGUGCCUCAGAAUUGGUGUCUGCGCACCAUAUUCCCGCCGCUGAUGAUCUGGGCCAAUUUGUUUAUUCCCUACUGUGACGCGCUGAUCGGGGUUGAAAAGUUGCUGUUCGUCGUCGCCCCCAGUUUCUACCGGACCCUCAGCCAUCACCAUGUGCAUCGAUUUAUGUUUUGCCUUGUGCUGCUCGACGUUGUCGUAGUCGCUGGCUUCAUCGUCCAUUGGAGCCAAGUGGAAAAUAUAAAAUCCUCAAUAGUCUGCUCAAACUCCGGAUAUCCUGCGCUCGUCCUCCAAACAGAAUCUGCCGUCAAUAUUGUCGUGCUCACGUUUGGAGCGCUCUGCUAUUUACCUGUAAUUGCCCAAAUUAAAAAGUUUGUCAGCCAAGCCCGUUCGAACGUCUCCUCAACAAAUCGUCAGUUCUAUGCUAAUUUUGUGCGUGCUGUUAAAUGGACUAGUAACACUGUA